This is a messenger RNA of Lolium rigidum, 609 nucleotides long. Its product is annotated as elongin-C-like. NCBI's taxonomy places the organism in Eukaryota, Viridiplantae, Streptophyta, Magnoliopsida, Poales, Poaceae. The transcript has 3 exons. The record is from RefSeq and is a predicted model, not a curated record. Gene Ontology annotation, cellular component: elongin complex. Gene Ontology annotation, molecular function: protein-macromolecule adaptor activity. Bases 80 to 430 code for a protein of 116 amino acids. Gene Ontology annotation, biological process: ubiquitin-dependent protein catabolic process.
UCAUCGUCUUCUAUUCUCUGCCCCUUUUGGUGCCGUGUUGUCGUCUCCAUCUGAAGCCUGGGCAGGGAUCCACGCCGCCAUGACGGGGAAAGGAGAGGCGGCGGCGCACCACAGGGAGGCCGAGGAGGACGGCGAGAUGGUGGGCGUGGUGAAGCUGAUCAGCGCCGAGGGUUUCGAGUUCGUCAUCGACAAGAAGGCCGCCAUGGUCUCCAACACGCUCAGGAACAUGCUCACCUCACCCGGUGGCUUCGCCGAGUCGCGCGAUAACGAGGUCAGGUUCCCGGAGAUCAGCACCGCCAUCCUCGAGAAGAUCUGCCAGUACUUCUACUGGUCUCUCCACUACGCCAGUGGGAAGGAGACGGCGGAGUUCCCGAUUGAGCCGGAAAUAACCCUGGAGCUGAUGAUGGCAGCAAACUAUCUCGACACUUGAGCCUGUAAAAUGUGUCGUGAACAUAUGAUGAAUCCGUCAUCCAUUUGUUACUAGAAAAUGUUGUGUUGUAUGUAUUUUAAUCUUGGCUCAGUGGAUUAAGCUCUCGAUGGACACACAAAGUUGUGUGCUGCGCAACUAAUAGCAGGAAUCUGUCGUAGCUGUCAGCUUGCUUGCGAUCA